Molecule: messenger RNA, 5323 nt
Organism: Acyrthosiphon pisum (pea aphid)
Lineage: Eukaryota; Metazoa; Arthropoda; Insecta; Hemiptera; Aphididae
Gene: snu
Product: ABC-type transporter snustorr
Exons: 16
Coding region: 321-2756 (811 amino acids)
Cellular component (GO): membrane
Molecular function (GO): ABC-type transporter activity; ATP hydrolysis activity; ATP binding
Source: RefSeq, a predicted model, not a curated record
UCUGCACAAUCGUUUCACUAACGUCGCGUCGGUGACUCGUGCAGUGUGAGCGUGAAUGCAGUGUGCGUUCGCGUCGAAACGUAAGAAAAACAAUAACACAAUAAUUAUAAUAUUAUAACGUCGGAAACACGUCCGCACGCGAAGUCUAAACGUUAUCGUAAUAAUUUAGUUUUUCUGCUGUUUUUUUUUAAAUUUUCUUUCGGUAUUUUCGUUUUUUCUCUUUUAUCUCCUGCAUAAUAUUAUUGUAUAAGAUAAUUCGUGGUCGACACGCGAGUCGCUAAGGUUCGCCACACGUAUACGACGAAAACGACGACGACGACAUGGACGACAAGGAUAAGAUACGGAAGAUGUUCAGUUGGAGCGCGAGUCUCACAGAAGGGAACGAAGAAUCCGGUGGCGUUAAGGCGACGAUGACGUCCGGCGUGGGCAGUUCUCCGGACGUGGUGGCCAUGGAGCCCCGGAACGGCGGCGGUAGCGUCAGCGUGGGAUUAGCGGACGGCGGUGGCGGAAUCGUCAACCCCGCGUUUCAACCGCCUUCGUUGCUCAGCCAACAAAGCACCGUGUGGACGCGCCGCCAGCAGGCCGUUUGCGUCCGACACGCGUUCAAGCACUAUGGUUCCACGAGCAAGCCGAACCACGUGCUUAGUAACCUCAACAUGACGGUCGCUAAGGGCACAAUAUAUGGACUGCUGGGAGCUAGUGGUUGCGGUAAGACGACAUUGCUCAGCUGCAUUGUUGGCCGAAGGCGACUAAACACUGGACAGAUAUUUGUGCUCGGAGGAAAGCCCGGAACAAAAGGAAGUGGUGUGCCCGGAAAACGCGUUGGAUACAUGCCUCAGGAAAUAGCCCUGUAUGGAGAGUUUUCCAUCAAAGAGACAAUGAUGUAUUUUGGUUGGAUAUUUGGUAUGGAAACGUCGGAAAUUAAUGACAGACUUCAAUUCCUUUUGAACUUCUUAGAUUUGCCCAGCCAGUCUAGAUUGGUGAAAAAUCUUAGUGGUGGUCAACAAAGAAGAGUUUCAUUCGCUGUGGCUCUUAUGCACGAUCCGGAGCUCUUGAUUUUAGACGAACCUACGGUCGGUGUAGACCCGUUACUCCGUCAAAGUAUUUGGAAUCAUCUGGUUCAGAUCACAAAAGAUGGACACAAAACAGUUAUCAUCACUACACAUUAUAUCGAGGAGGCUCGGCAAGCGCACACUAUCGGUUUAAUGAGGAGCGGAAGGUUAUUGGCCGAAGAAUCUCCGCGUGCAUUGCUAUCUAUGUAUCAUUGUCAGUCAUUAGAAGAAGUGUUUUUAAAACUGAGUAGAAAACAAGGAACGGACGGACAACCGCAGGAAACACCAGUCAACAUAUCGAAUAACAUUUCACUCGCUACGUUGAAUUGGGGUAAGAAGGACGAACCUGUUUACGUAACGGAAGAGAGCGGAGUAGUAGGCUUGAAUUUCCACCAAUCAAAGGAGGUGCUUGCGCAAGAGCAGUCAAAUGGCAUUAAUGGUAAAUUGGCCGAUAUGCAGAUGAUGGAGCCACAAUACGACUCAAGUUGUUGUGAAAUCACUACUCGAGGAAAAACAAAGGCGCUGUUGCAAAAGAACUUUUUGAGAAUGUGGAGAAACGUUGGAGUGAUGUUGUUCAUAUUUGCAUUGCCUGUGAUGCAAGUCAUACUUUUCUGUUUGGCCAUCGGUAGAGAUCCUACAGGCUUACAUUUGGCUGUAGUCAACAAAGAAAUGAACUGGGAAACAAAGGCGUGUCCUAUUUAUGAUAACUGUACACUUGAAAUGUUUUCGUGUAGGUACUUAAAUGCUUUACCGAAAGACACCGUAAUAUUAGACUAUUAUGAUAGCCCCGAGACAGCCAUAAACGCCGUUAAGGUGGGCGACGCCUGGGGAGCUCUUUACUUCACUGAAAACUUUACCGACGCACUCGUUGCACGAAUGGCGUUGGGCAGAGAAUCUGACGAAGAAACAUUGGACCAGAGUGAAGUGCGGGUGUGGCUUGACAUGUCGAACCAGCAGAUCGGUUUGAUGUUGAACAGAGACUUGCAAUUGUCUUACAGAGACUUUGGACAAGGUUUGCUGUCGAGCUGUGAGCAAAAUCCCAAACUUGCGGACAUUCCGAUUCAGUUCAAAGAACCAAUAUACGGCAGUAGUGAUCCCAGUUUCACGGAUUUCGUAGCGCCGGGAGUUAUUUUAACAAUCGUUUUCUUCUUGGCCGUCGCACUCACGUCUUCAGCGCUGAUCAUCGAGCGGACCGAGGGUCUGCUGGACAGGAGUUGGGUCGCCGGUGUAACGCCGUUAGAAAUAUUGUUCUCCCAUGUCAUUACGCAGUUCGUAGUCAUGUGUGGACAGACGGCACUUGUACUCAUAUUCAUGAUUAUUGUAUUCGGCGUGGAAUGCAAAGGAGACAUUACUCUUGUGAUCACCCUCACGAUAUUGCAGGGUCUGUGCGGCAUGUGCUUCGGUUUCGUAAUAUCAGCCAUUUGUGAACUGGAAAGAAACGCUAUCCAGUUAGCCCUCGGAAGCUUUUACCCGACACUUCUGCUCAGUGGCGUCAUCUGGCCGGUGGAGGGCAUGCCCAUCCUGUUGCGGUACGUCAGCUACUGUCUGCCGCUGACCAUGGCCACGACGUCGCUGCGGAGCAUACUGACCCGUGGCUGGAACCUGCUGGAACCCGACGUGUACUUGGGCUUCGUGUCCACCAUCUCGUGGAUAGUGUUGUUCCUGUCCAUCAGCAUGGCCGUGCUCAAGUUCAAGCGCGGCUGAGCGUCGCUGCCCAAAGUCCCCCCCGUCACUUUCCCGUCGCCCCUCGCCGUUCCGCCAGCACUCGCGGGGUCCUCUCCCCCCCCCCCCCCCCCGGACGUCUGCGUUUUUGUUUUUUUUUUUUCGAACGCCUGCACCGGAAACGGGGUGAAUGCGAACGAAUCCGUCCGGGAAACGCGAACGCCGAUUUACCCCUCCCCACCCACUCCCUAAUUGUAUCUACCCAUCCCCCUUACAACGCCCCCCCCCCCCCCAUAACCAUCGUGACGUGUAUUAUAUUAUUAUAAUGACGAUUUCUUAGAUUAAAACGAUAAUAUUUGCUCAGCAUUCUUUUGUGACAUAAAUUAAUCAAAUUUACAGUCCAAAGUUAUAUUAUGUACAAUGUACGUGUGCGUAUGUCUGUGUGUGUGCGUGUAACGUGUCUACAUCUAACGGAUUCGCGACCACCAUGUGGAGGACCAUUUGUGCGUAAACACGAAUAACGCGCAUGCAUAGGUAUAUACAUAUAUAUUUUUUUUUUACCCAGUGACUUUUUAUUACUUAAUUAGGAUACAAUCUAGUAUUUAUAUAUAUUUUUUUUUUAGACAUAUAUAUAUAUUUAUAUGUGUGAGAAUAUUUUUUAUGUAAUCUACAUCACCCACGCGCAUAAUUAUUUCAAAAUAGUUAACAUUUGUGAGAUCGAAGGGCUGCGGAUCGUUUUCAAUAGAUUUCAAUUCAAGUGGCAUUAUCGGCGUAAAAUAAUAAUACUGUUGUAUUGUAUAGGCAUUGUAGUGUUAUUUUUAAAGUACUAUCUACAUGAUGUUGUAAAAACAAAUCGACGCGCGACCGUUUCAUCAGCGUCUACAGCCCUUCGGUGUAUUAUAUUAUUUUAAAAUACAUUUUGUGAUUGGUAAAUUACUGUUGUAGUUGUUUUAUUAAUUAGGGGAAAACCGAUCGAUUCGCCGUUUCCGUAUUUCUUUAUCGAAUCUUAUUAAUUAUUAUGUAUCCAUGUACUAUAUUAUUAUUAUUAUUUGUAUUAUUAUUAUUAUUAUUAUUAUUAUUAUACAUAUUAAGGUCGUGGAAAAUUAACGUUAUUCGGGGCCGAUUUAUAUAAUAUGGCGCCAGUUAAAAAAAAAAAAUAAUAAUAAUAAAAAAAUUAAAUUAAUAAAAAAUAGCAAACCAAAAAACUAGAAUUUUUCUUUGCGCAUCGGGCGCUGCACUUUUGAGUUCAGUAUAAUAUACAAAUAUUUUGUUUUGUAAUCGCAUAGCGAACAGACAACAAUCAAUACACAACAUUUCAUUGUGCUGCAGGAAGUCCGCAGAAGAUAAUAACGAUGCACUGUGCGGCGGCGGUACAUUAAUAAUAUAAUAACACAACAUUUGCUUAAUGUCGAAAAACGCAGACGCGAACCAAAGUCUCGUCGUUUUUUUUGGUUCUUAUCAUGACUGUAGCGUUAUAAUAUGGGUCGUGUGUAGGAUGAAGAUUUUUAUCGUCUCGUUGACGAUAUCAUUUUUUAUUUCAAUAGCUCCGAGGACGACGCCUGCUGCAGGUCCUGGUGCAGGAAACCACAUAAUAUAAUAAUAUGCGACGGUGUAAAAUAAAGAAUAAUAAUUAUAAUAUUGAUUUCGUCGCCAUACACUCUCGAUACGCGCACAAUACCAAAAUACUGUACGAUCUAACACUACAUCUACAACUUAUUAAUUGUUGUAACAUAAACACCGUAACGUAAUUAUUAUCGUUAUUAUCAUUAGGGGUUUAAAAUAAUUAACAAUUAUUGUUUAAAUUUCCGUCUUGUGCGUUUAUGUCAAAUCGUCGUUGCACCCACUGGCUGUGAGGGCUGUGAUAAAAAUACCUAAUAAUAUCAUAACCGGAAGACGAUCGACGGAAACUAAAAUAAUAUCAUAAUAUCCGUUAUUUUCAUUUUUCCCGACCUUGACAUUGCCCGCAGUGUACUGCCCAGAGCACUGUCCGUGCGGUCUCGGACUCAAAGCUGAGAGACGUUACAAUAUGACUUUGCAGAGUACCUACUUAAUAAUAAUAAUAUCAUCGUCGCACUAUUCGCGGACGAAAUGUCGAGGGCCAAAUUAUUGUCGAUCACUGUGUAUAAUUAUGGUGUCCGGGGCUGCGGUUGACAGUUGUGUGGACGUUAUAAUAAUAUUAUUAUUCGCCGCCGCCACCGUCAACGCUAAACUUCCGUUUAUAUAUUAUUUUUUUCGUUGGAUAUCGUCGUCGUUGUCGCUAUUAUCCCCGUCGUCCCUGUUUAGUGUACGCUCCGAGUAUAAUAUAAUAUUUAUAAUUUCUAUAGACGAAUAGAGAUUUUAUUGUGAUUUAAAAAUGUUCAACUUCCCGACUCCUCCCUAGACGCCAGAACGGUAUUGCUGUAAGAUUAAUUUAUUCGAGACCAAGUGCAGACGGUUUUAUCACCAUUACUCAUGAUUAAUUUACAAAUUAUCUUGUUGAGAUUUUAUGCACGGACGUGGUUAUUAUUAUUGUUAUUAUUAUUAUAGCUAAGCGAUAUUGUUAUUAUUACUAGGUAUUGAUGUUUCAAUCAUUAUGGUUUUGCUCAAAUACAAGAUUAAAAUACGUCGAA